Molecule: messenger RNA, 1779 nt
Organism: Chenopodium quinoa (quinoa)
Lineage: Eukaryota; Viridiplantae; Streptophyta; Magnoliopsida; Caryophyllales; Amaranthaceae
Product: 28S ribosomal protein S9, mitochondrial-like
Exons: 4
Coding region: 239-1444 (401 amino acids)
Biological process (GO): translation
Cellular component (GO): cytosolic small ribosomal subunit; ribosome
Molecular function (GO): RNA binding; structural constituent of ribosome
Source: RefSeq, a predicted model, not a curated record
CAAAUCCAAAAAAAACGACCCAUUUACAAGCCCUUUAGCGGAUUUUGUCCUAUUGAGUAUCGACCCCUCUCAAUGGGUAAACAAGCUCUUUUCGAUCGUUCCUGAAUAUGGUGUUGCACUUGCACUCUUGCCAAUUGACAUACAACAAGAACAUCGCCUCCUUUGACAUUACAAAUUUUCAUACUCAUAUAUUGCUGAAAAACUUUAGAAACCCUUGUUAAACCCUCAUACUAGAGCAAUGCUCUCACGCUUCAUUGCAAUCCAUUCUCGGCAACUCCGACACCUUUCUAUCACUCUUUCUCCUCAUUUCCACCCUCCUUUUCAAUCUCUUCAAAUCCCUAAAUUCCAAUCGACCAAUUUCAUCAAUCACAGUCGCUAUUUCUCCAGCAAUGGUGAAAAUGGAAAUGGGGAAAAACCCACUUCAGAUUUAUGGAAAAUCGGCCCAGAAACGAGUAAUUUAGAUGAUUUUUUUAGUACCCAUGAAGGGAAUUUGACGGGGGAUAAGGAGGAAGUGAGGAGAGAUUCGAGGGUUUCACGAGAACAAUCAUGGGUUGUUGGAGAAAGUGGGGAUGUUGGUGAUGGAGGUGUGUUUGAUGAGUUUGGAGGGGGAGAGAGUGGUGGGGUGGGUGGUGAGAGGGUAUCGCCAUCGCCAGGGUUUCAGCCAUGGAAAUUAGGGGAGGAGGGGAGGGUGGAGGAUCUGUUCGGGCUCGAAGGCGGUGUCCGAGGUGAGGGAAGAAGUGAUGGGACUGUGGAGGAGAGGGAAAUGGUGAGUGCUGCUCAGAAAUUAGAGCUUGAGAAGGAAGAACAAGCUCUCAUGGAUGUUCUUAAAGGUCCAAACCGUGCUUUUGGUGACCUCGUUGCUGCAUCUGGAAUCACUGAUGCAAUGCUGGAUAGCUUGAUUGCCUUGAAAAAUUUCCAAGAUAUUGAUGGACUGCCUCCUUUGACACAAAUAGAAGAUGAGCGUUAUGAGAAGACUUUUAGAAAAUCAUCGAGAUAUGAAUUGGAGCUUCAGAAGCAGGAGGAAGCUGCAAAGGCAAGGGUUAGACAAGUGGAUGAGAAAGGAAGAGCUUACGGGACCGGAAGGAGAAAGUGCAGUAUAGCUCGAGUUUGGAUUCAACCUGGCGAGGGAAGUUUUUUGAUUAAUGACAAGAUGUUUGAUGUCUAUUUCCCGAUGCUUGAUCAUCGUGCUGCUCUUCUUCGACCAUUUGCUGAGACAAAGACAUUAGGUCUUUGGGACAUCAAAUGCACUGUGAAAGGAGGUGGUACCACAGGUCAAGUUGAUGCAAUCCGUUUAGGGAUUAGCAGGGCAUUGCAAUGUUGGGAACCUGGGUUGCGCCCUCCACUCAGAGAAGCUGGGUUUUUGACAAGAGAUCCUAGAGUUGUGGAGCGUAAAAAGCCCGGUAAAGCUAAAGCAAGAAAGAGCUUCCAAUGGGUCAAGCGUUAACAUGUAUCACCUCACAACACCCUCAGUUAUUAUUUUUGUUUUAGGGGGGAAUCUAUACGCCCCAUGGAUGUCAUAACUCCAUAGAUCAGAAGUAGUUACAUCUUUUUGCUGGAAACGCGAUUCUGGAAACUGCUGAGGCAGAAUCUAUCCCUUUUUUCGUCACUUUCAUUAGGGCAGCCUUAAGGGUGAACAAAAAAAUAGUUCACAAUAAGUGAACAAGUGAAUGGGUGGUUUAAUGGUGAUCUCUAUAAUUGUUCAUAGUGAAUGGUUGUGGGAUCGAUUGCUGCUGCAAGCAUUUGGACGAAUUUAUGGAUUGUGGGCCCCACCCAUUUUUA